GAUUGACAGCGGGCAGCAGCUGCUGAGAUACCGAGACAUGGCGGAGCGUACACAUUAAGUGGGCAACAUCAGAAGAGUUGCGCUACUUUUCCUCACGUACAAGUCCGCACUUGGCGAAAUAAAUGGCCAGGGAGAAAGUAUACUAGUGCGCGAGCGGAAAUGGACGAAGUUACCUCACGUAAGUGAUCCGGAGAAAUGUAUCGCUGUUUAGUGCGGUCAACAGCCUUGGGCGACAAAUAUGGCUCCUGUGCCUUUCUGCUGUUUGUAAUGAAAAAGCGCUUCGUUGAGCCAUCGCAUCUCACUCAAAUCCCACAAGUGAGCCGAUAGAGAGAAGUUCCCGGCGCGUUCAUCGGUUUGGGUUGGGGAAUCGGGUCUGAGGGGAUAGCGCUGAGCUAGCUAGUUAGCUAAUGAACUGCAAUGGAGCCCAAGCACAAAGAGUUACUACACCAGUGCCACCAGAACUUACUGGAGUCCAUCACGGAUCCGGACCAGCUCAUAGAGCUCCUGGGGAAAUCCGGAACCCUCAGCGAGCAGGAGACGCUCGACUUGGACCAGAACUGCUCGUCCAGCGCUGAGAAGGUGGAGCAGCUCCUAAAGAUGCUCGUGAACAAGCAAAGCGACCAUUUCCUGGAGCUGUGUGUGGCCCUGGAGAAGACAUACCCUCACCUGUACACUGCCAUCUUCAACAACGGUGGAGGACCUCCUGAACACUCCGGGUCCACUUACAGCGUCCUGUCCACGAUGCCAUCAGACUCUGAGAGCAGCAGUUCACUCAGCAGUGUCGGUACCAAAGCCUCAUCACCUCCACCUGUGCUCGGUGACACCCGGCCGGCCAGCGAGAACCUGGACACCGUCCUAUUCCAGCUGAGGCAAGUCACAAGGGAACGGGAUGAUCUACGUAAGCGAUUGGCUCUUGCAUCACCUGGCACCACUUUCGAUGACUGCAGGCCAAAUUCCAAACCUGGUCAUGACUACGAGCGUCUGAAAUCGCAGUGCAUGAAGGCCAUGGCAGACCUGCAGUCCUUGCAGAACCAGCACACCAAGACUCUGAAGAGGUGCGAGGAGGCCGUGAAGGAGGCUGACUAUUACCACAUGCAGCACAGCCGUCUCCUGAGCGAUCAGUCUCAGCUCAAGGACGAGAUGGAGGCUAUAAAGAGGGAGAACGGCAAGCUGGUUCGGGAACACAACCAUCUUAAACAGAGCUGCGAGGAGCUCAGGAGACUACACUCUGAAGAUCAGCGUGAGGUGGCCGACAUGAGGCUACAGCAGCAGCAGGUGAUCAGGGAGAAUGGUUCAUCUGAGGUUUUAAAUAAGCUUUAUGACACAGCCAUGGACAAACUGGAGGGUGUAAAGAAAGAAUAUGACACCUUGAGCAAGCGAUACAGCGAAAAGGUGGCCAGUCACAACACAGAUCUGAGUCGACUGGAGCAAGUGGAAGAAGAAAACAGACGCUUGCAAAAACAAAUCGAUGCUUUGCUGAAACAGCGCGACACAGCCAUCCAGUACCAACAGCAGUGGACCACAUCUAUGAGGCGAUUUGACACUGUACAGCAGGAGCUGACUAAGGCUUCAGUCCAGAACAAGGAGUUACAAAGGGAGAUGGAGAGACUCCAGUCGGAGGUGACGCGCUACAAGAACUUCCAGCUGAAGGCCGUGAAGGAUGCGGAGAAGUUUAAGGAGGAGCGAGAUUCUGUGUUUAAUGAAUACAGGCUAAUCAUGAGCGAGCGGGACCAGGUCAUCAAAGAGGUGGACAAGCUGCAGACGGAGCUGGAGGCUGCCGAGGCCCGACUUAAGAAUAAUACAUCAGAGAGGAUGGUGGCUAGUGAGGAGUUGGAAGCUCUCAGACAGGAGCUAAAUUCAUCGCUGGUGGAUCGGGACCGUGCCAUCUGUGAGAGGAACGAGCUGCUGGAAAAAUACUGCCAUGAGGUGAAGGACAAAGCGGAGGCACAGAAAGAGCUGAGUCAGGCCUGUAAAGACAUCGAGACCGUGCGGGAGGAGAGAGAUGUGGCCAGGAAAGAGAGGACCGAAGCCAUCAUCCAGAGAGACCAGCUACUGCGUGAAUACUACCAGGCCAGACAGAAACAAGACUCCGCUACGGUGGACAUGGAGCGUGCCAAUAAAGAAAUCGAAGUGUUGAGGAAGCAGUGCGAGGCCAUGUCUCAGGAACUGAAGGAGGCCGUGCAGGAGGCCGAGGUGGCCAAGUGUCGCAGAGAUUGGGCAUUUCAGGAGAGAGACAAGAUUGUUGCUGAGAGAGAGAGCAUACGGACGUUAUGUGAUAACCUUCGCAGGGAGAGAGACCGGGCCGUCAGCGAUCUGGCCGACGCUCUCCGUAACCUUGACGACAUGAGGAAGCAGAGGAACGAUGCCACCAGGGAGCUUAAAGAGCUCAAGGAGAAGAUGGAGAGCCAGUUGGAGAAAGAGGCGCGUUUUUGCCAGCUGAUGGCUCACAGCUCCCAUGAUUCAGCCAUAGACACAGAUUCAUUGGAGUGGGAGACAGAAGUGGUGGAGUUUGAGAAGGACCGGGACGACAUGGAUUUGAAGGCGCUAGGGUUUGACAUUGCAGAAGGGGUAAAUGAUCCAUAUUUACCAGGGGAUUGUGGGAUAUUUGUGACCAGGGUGGACAAAGGAAGUAUCGCAGAUGGAAGAUUAAGGGUGAAUGAUUGGCUCCUGAAGAUAAAUGAUGUGGACCUGACUAGCAAAGACAGAAAACAGGUCAUCAAAGCUGUUCUUAAUGGUGGAGGCCUCAUCAAUAUGGUGGUUCGCAGAAGAAAAUCUUUAGGAGGGAGACUAGUUACUCCUGUUCACAUCAAUCUUAUCGGACACAAAGACGCUGGUAUUACCCUUGAGGGUGGCGUCUAUGUGGCCGCUAUUGCACCGGGAAGCCCCGCUGCCAGAGAGGGAUCUCUUGCUAUCGGAGACCGUCUCAUUGCUAUAAAUGGGAUCGCUCUGGAUAACAAAUCUCUGAGUGAAUGUGAAGCUCUGCUGAGGGGCGGCAGGGACUCGCUCAGUCUGUCGCUCAUGAAGUUUUUCCCCCAGAGCACAUCAGGCCAGAACAUCUUCGAGAGCCUGAGAGAGGCCGAAAAAUCCAACGGCAGAAUCCACCUGACAGACGUCCACUCUCGAAACAGCAGGAACCUCAAACACAAUAGCUCCACCCAGACAGACAUUUACAGCGGAGAAGCUGGAGGAGGGGGUGGUGAAAGAAGAAAGACCAGGACAGACACAGAUGAGAGCAGUUACCCCGAGAGGAAGGUUUUCCCCAUCUCCACCAUGCACCCCAACACCCUUCGACCCGCCUCAGAGCUGGGGCUGCCCCGCUACGCUGGCAGUGCUUUUCAAGAGCUCUGCUUUAACCGCUCCGAGUCGGUCGGCCCCGAAUGCGUUACCCUGGAGACCACCCUGGAAAAGAAACAUAGUGGCGGCACUUGGCCCAAAAUGGUAGUGGGUGUUGCCAUGACAACCGACAGCCCUGCGCAACUUUCCAUAUACAGGUCACCCAAGCAGAGGAAGUCCAUCUUUGAUGGCGAUGCCUUUAAAAGGCCCGACCCGCCCUCAAAGGCAGACUACCUGAUGGGCCAUUCUCCACAGGGCUCGAAAGUCGACUCCACCCCAACACCCCCCACCCCGCCCACACGCAGCGACUCGUUCAAGUUCAAGCACAAACAUCAGGGCAGCUCCACCUCCGAGUCCACCAUCACUGCGACCUCUGAACCUAAGCAGGAGGACCGUAAUGGUAACUUGUACUUCACUGACACCGGGCGCGAUGGAAAGGUCUUGAGCUCCAGGAAGUCCUGCGAGGAGGAUAUCGGCCGGAUGCGGCCAGAGGAACCGGAGGUGAAGCGUCCGAGGCCCAAAUCAGCCCCGGCGCUCAGACACAGAAUGACACCUCAGAUCAUUCCUCUCCAGAGCUUCCAGAGUUAUUCAAAUGAAGGGGACUCAGUGGAGCAGAGGGAGAAGCUACGUUCCUCUCCAAACCGACCUCACAGACACAGCAUGGGUUUUGUGCCCACAUCUUAUAAUGGAACCCUUCCUCCAAACUCAGCACACCGGGGACUAUCCCCCUGCUCCGCCGUAACAGCCGUUAUGAAGAACCCUGUUUACAUGGUCCGGAGCCACAGAGUUGCUAACAACUGCCCUCCUGUCACCAGCCAAAUCAAUCAGCAGCACACACACCCCAGUCCUCAGCAUCAAGGUCAACUAAGCCUGGACCUAAGCCAAAAACCAUCAACAGACUACACAGAGUCAUCCCGGAGCAGCCGAGCCUCAAAUGGCACCAACUCACUGCCAUCCAGCACUAGACUCGGUUCGUCAAAUAACUUGCAGUAUCGCACUGAAAGAAUAAAGAUCCCCUCCACACCACGCUAUCCUCGCUCGGUACUCAACUCUGACAGAGGGUCGCUGUCUCAUUCAGAUUGCAGCAGUCCCAGUCUCAUCACUCCACCCAUGUCACCUCUCAACCUGGAGACAUCCUCCUUUACCUCCAGCCAGUCUCAGGGUUCCAUCAGCACCCUGCCCAGGAUCUCCGUCAGCCCUGUGCCCGCGGGAGAACGAAGAAAAGACAGAUCUCUGUAUCGUAACAGAUCCUUUCUGAGAAUUCCUCUGGCUGCUAGGCCGAGGUUCUGCUCGCUCAGAAGCCUGAGACCAUUCCUGGAAGAGCCACGUAAUGUCAUCGUGCACAAAGGGGCCGAGCCUCUCGGCAUCUCUAUCGUGAGCGGAGAGAACGGAGGAAUCUUCGUCUCUAAAGUGACGGGCGGCAGCAUUGCACACCAAGCAGGGCUAGAGUAUGGAGACCAGCUAUUGGAGUAUAAUGGCAUAAACCUGAGGAAUGCCACGGAGCAGCAGGCUCGCCUCAUCAUCGGUCAGCAGUGUGAUACCAUUACGAUCAUGGCCCAGUAUAAUCCGCACAUGUACCAACUGGGCAAUCACUCUCGCUCCAGCUCACGGUUGGAGCCAGUGAGCGCUCAGUCCACUCCUCAGGGCAGCGGAGCCACCACCCCAGAUAACCACUCUAAUAUAGACACCCUCAGUGAACAGGAUGAAGGCACGCUCACCCCUUCCUCCAAACAGACCACACCCACCACCAGCCCUCAUAGAUUCAUCAGAAAAUCACCAGACAGCUCCAAGAAACUUCCAGAGCCUCGACUGGUAACAGUGAGGAAGACUCAGGUUGAGCUGGGGAUUCAGCUUUGUGGAGGAAACCUACGGGGUAUUUUUGUGGAAGGACUUGAAGAGGACAGUCCUAUCAGAGGUGCAGAUGGUCUCAUGCCGGGAGACUUGAUACUAGAGUACGGCUCAGUUCAUAUGAAGAAUAAAACAGUAGAGGAAGCCUAUCUGGAAAUGCUAAAGCCAGCAGAAACGGUCACGUUUAGAGUCCAGCAUCGUCUAGAUGAGUUCAACCAGGCGAAAGACACUCCUGGAGACGGAUUCUAUAUCAGAGCACUUUAUGACCGAGUUGCUGAGACCGAGCUCGACCUCUCUUUUAAGAAAGAUGACAUCCUUUAUGUCGACGAUACUCUACCGAACGGCAACUUUGGCACAUGGAUGGCCUGGCAACUUGACGAAAAUGCACAGAAAAUUCAAAGAGGGCAGAUUCCUAGUAAAUAUAUGAUGGACCAGGAGUUUUACCGCAGACACAGUAUGACUGAACUGAAGGAUGAGACGGGCUCCAGUAAGACGCUCUCCGCAGCCGCGAGAAGAUCCUUCUUCCGUAGGAAACAGAAACACAAACGUAGCAGCUCCAAAGAUGGGAAAGACGUGGUUGCCUUGGAUGCGAUCAGCACAGACUCUCUUCCAUUCCUAGAUGACUGUGUGAGUCUGGCUUAUCAAAGAGUGCAGAAAAUUGACUGCACGUCGCCCAGACCAGUGCUGAUCCUGGGACCGCUGGUGGAUGCUGUUAAAGAUAUGCUGGUCAAGGAAUCACCAGGGAAAUUCAGCAGAUGUUUGCUUGAGGUGAUGAAAGCCUCUCAGCAGGCCAUCGAGCGUGGCGUGAAAGACUUUCUCUUCAUCGACUACAAACGGAGGAGCGGCCAUUUUGAUGUCACUACUGUUGCCUCUAUCAAGGAGAUCACAGACAAGGAUUGUCACUGUUUGCUUGACAUUGCCCCUCACGCUAUCGAGCGGCUUCACAGCGUACACAUUUACCCAAUCGUCAUAUUCAUUCGCUACAAAAAUUCAAAGCAGAUAAAAGAACAGAAGGAUCCGGUUUAUCUGCGGGAUAAAGUCUCUCAAAAACAUUCCAAGGAGCAGUUUGAGAUUGCACAGAAAAUAGAGCAGGAAUAUAGCAAAUUCUUCACAGGUAUCGUUCAAGGAGGCACCUUGCCCUACAUUUGCACUCAGAUCGUGACUAUUGUGGAUCAGGAACAGAGUAAAGUUUUGUGGACACCGUUGGGCUCUCCGUAGAGGGUCUCCUCUAUGUGUACCCCCUCUCGUCUGAGCUUAUAAACACUAGACUUUAUAUGCACCACAUGCAAAGGUACACUAACAUAACAAGCGUCACGUAAAGAUAGCGAUUAUUUUAAUAUUUGUUUUUUACGUUAUAAAUUGUAAGUCUCUUUGUAUAUAUAUGCGCUUGUAUGUAUGAGUGUCUAUAGGGGUGUGUUUGUGUGUGUGUGAACGUUUAUGCUUGCUAGCAUGUGUGUGUGCAGUAUGUAUGCAGGACGAUAGCACUGAAGUAUUUGUUUAUUUUCUUUGGUCUUCCUGAUGGACGUGUAAUGUUUAGCAAUGCUGCAUUCAAGACCUGUUUACAGAGCAGUGAGUCUGUGAAUUUUUAAUGUCUGUCUGAAUGUGUACUCAUCCUUAUGUUCUCCCAAUGACCCCUUGCCCCUGAAAAAGCCCCGACCCUCAGUUUUACCAAAACGGUAUGCCUCCCGUGUUUCGGCUCAAGGACUGAAUUUCCGUGUUUAAGAGUAAUUUGUGAAGUUUGUCUUGUAGAUGUCAGUGAGUGUUGAUUUUGAAAUCAUAUUGCAUAUUGAGCUGAGACAGACAGCAGCUAAGCGGUUUCUACGGGCCAAAUGGAAGUGCCUUUGGAGAUAUACUGAGCGUAUGACAAUGGCAUGGUAUUUAAAAAGUUAAACUUCUCAGUUUGCACUCCAGGGCUAGACAGACCACUGUGUUCUAUGAGAUCUCUUAGCAUUCUCAUAGCAGAGCUUAUAUUUAAAGAUAAUAUCUGAUGUAACACUUGUACUCGUGCAUACAAACUGAAGUACAGGCACACGCUUAUGUGUAUGUAUGCAAUUUCAUCUAAAUAUAUAGAAAUAUAUUUACUGUAUUUUUACUAGGUUAUGGGCCUAGGGGAGACUAGCAGUCAUGUCUAAGCAAAAAUUUGCGCGUGCGUGUGUGUGUGGAGGAGAGAGAGAGAGAGAAUUGAAUGCAUGUUUAUUGGUUAGUCACUUUUAAAUGUAAUAUCCACUAAUAAACAUCAUAGAAAAGUUCUGUGAUGCAAACCUGAAUAGGUUUUAAUAUUAGUGGUUUUUCAUUGCUAUUUAAUUUCUCUUUUAUUAAAGAGGCAGGUUAUGUAUCUCAUGCAGACCAGUAGCCCCAGCAUUAAUGUUGUGCCAAAAAACCAAGUCAUGUCAUUUUCUUUUCAUUGUCUGUUUUGCACUUCAAUACUAUGAAUCCUUAACAAAUGACUGUUUGUACGUUUCGGCACAGAAAUAGGUACUGUUUGUUUUUACUGUAGUUGUAAUUCGUGUAUAACUCCUGGUCCAUACAUUUCAUUCAAUGCCUUUUUAUUUUAUUUUCUUUUUUAAAGAGAAACACUACAUCCGGUGUCAUUUAAAAAGGGAUUUCUUUUUUGCACAGUUUGUUUUUCAAAGCAAGAUCCAUAUGUUAAGCAUUGGGUUGAAAUGAUACAUUUUGUUAAGUGAAUCUAAUGUCUAACUAUUUUUCUGAAUACAGUAACUUGUACGGUUUCAAUGAGAGGGAUUCAUCACAACACGAAUGAGUACUGUUAAGACAGGUACUGUUGCGAUUUUGAUUUUCUUUUAUUAUAAAAGAACGCGAUUUGUAUGAAAAUGUUCAAGACAUUAAUGCAAAAAUAAAAGUCAUUUUCUGUA
This is a messenger RNA of Misgurnus anguillicaudatus (oriental weatherfish), 8054 nucleotides long. The record is from RefSeq and is a predicted model, not a curated record. NCBI's taxonomy places the organism in Eukaryota, Metazoa, Chordata, Actinopteri, Cypriniformes, Cobitidae.